ACUCAUUGCUUGAAGGCAAGCCAAGCCCUUGAUGAAUAUUUUGCCUUAAUCUUCCCAUUCCCAGGCAACCAAGCCCAGCUCUCCAAACACAUAUAAGGAGAAAUAUCCCACUCCCACAUCACAGGGGGCUCUCGGUCUCCUCCAGUCUCCGCUCGUCUCUCCCUGCUUUGCAACUUUUGCCAUCCUACCUUUUGCCAUCCUCCCAAGGAGCCACAAUGAACCGGCAAUUCAGUUCCAGAUCGUUCUCAACAGGUGGAAGAAGGGGCUAUUCUGUUUCUGGCAGUGGCUUUCGAAUGGGCAGCGGCUCAACUUCCGUUGUUCCUGUUGGAGGAGUGGGAGCCUUCAGCGGUGGCUUUGGCAGCAGAAGUCUCUACAACCUUAAUGGAAGCAGGCGGAUAUCCACGGGCCUAGUUUCUGGUGGUGGUGGUCACUUUGGAGGAGGCUUUGGCGCACGAAGUGUUGGGGGCGGUCUAGGAUUCAGCAGUUUUAGCAGCGGUUAUGGAGGUUAUGGUGGUGGGGUAGGCUUUGGUGGUGGUCUUGGCAUGGGCAGUCAUGUUGGAGGCUUUGGUGGUGGUGGUGGUGGAUAUGCCCUUGCAGGCCCUGCUCCCUGUCCAGCUCCGGGACGAAUCCACAAUGUCAUUGUAAACAAGAGCCUAUUGGCUCCUCUGCACAUGGAGGUUGAUCCUGACAUCCAGAGGGUCCGGGUGCAAGAGAGGGAACAGAUCAAGACCCUCAACAACAAAUUUGCCUCUUUCAUCGAUAAGGUGCGAUUCCUUGAGCAACAGAACAAAGUGCUGGAGACCAAAUGGGACUUGCUCUACCAGCAGGGCAGCCCAGCUCUGAGGGACAAUCUUGAGCCGCUUUAUGAGGCUUACAUUGACACUCUCCGAAGGCAGCUUGACCACCUAGUCAACGAUAAAAACCACCUGGACAUCGAACUGAAGAACACACAGGAGCUUGUAGAAGAUUUCAAGAACAAAUAUGAAGAUGAAAUUAAUAAACGUACAGCUUGUGAAAAUGACUUUGUGGUGCUCAAAAAGGAUGUGGAUGGCUCCUACAUGCACAAGAUAGAUCUGGGAUCCAAGGCUGACUCCUUGACUCAGCACAUCCAGUUCUUAAGAGCGCUCUUCGAUGCGGAACUGACUCAAGUACAGGCACAGGUUAAAGACACCAAUGUCGUCCUACAAAUGGACAACAACAGAGAUCUGGACCUGAACAGCAUCAUUGCUGAAGUGAGAGCUCAGUAUGAAGAUAUUGCCAACAGGAGCAGAGCUGAGGCAGAGGCUUGGUACCAAAAUAAGUUCCAGGAACUCCAAACUACAGCUUUCAAACACGGCGAUGACUUGAAAUCCACCAAAGAUGAGAUCGCAGAGAUGAGCCGGCUUGUCCAAAGACUUCGCUCUGAAAUUGAAAUUGUGCAGAAAGCUAUUAAUGGCCUGCAAUCUUCCAUAGCAGAAUGUGAGCAGCGUGGGGAAAUGGCCCUCAAAGAUGCCAGGACAAAACUGGUCGACUUGCAGACUGCCCUGCACACAGCAAAGGACGAGCUGGCUCGUCUGCUGCGGGACUACCAGGAACUGAUGAAUGUGAAACUGUCCCUGGAUGUUGAAAUUGCUACAUACAAGACACUGCUGGAGGGAGAGGAGAUCAGGAUGUCUGGAGAAUUCUCAACCCCUGUUAACGUAUCUGUGGUCAGCAGUUCUAGCACCAUCAGUGGUGGCGGUGGAGGAGGAGGAUAUGGCCUUGGAGGCGGAAGCGGAUACGGCCUUGGAGGAGGAAGUGGAUAUGGUGUCGGAGGUGCAGCAGGAAGCGGAUAUGGCAUCGGAGGAGGAAGUGGGAUGAGCCUUGGUGGUGGAGGCGGCGGGAGCUGUGGACAUGGCCAUGUCAGUGUUGGAGGAGGAAGAGUCAGCAGAAUUAGUACCGGAGGCAGUUUAAGCGGUUCCGGAAGCCUCACCGGUGGAGGAUAUGGCUAUGGAGGAGGCAGUUCAAGUGUGAAGAUCGUACAUUCCUCUUCAAGCAAGAGAAUAAGCAGCUAAGGUGUCCUUGCUCGCACCCUCCAAAAGUACGCACCAUUCCUUGCUUCAAGAAAACAAAGAUUCUCCCCCAAUUAUGUACAUCCCCCUCAAA
Messenger RNA from Podarcis raffonei (Aeolian wall lizard), 2124 nucleotides. RefSeq names its product keratin, type II cytoskeletal 6B-like. Gene Ontology annotation, molecular function: structural constituent of skin epidermis. Bases 216 to 2033 code for a protein of 605 amino acids. The record is from RefSeq and is a predicted model, not a curated record. Gene Ontology annotation, biological process: intermediate filament organization; keratinization. Gene Ontology annotation, cellular component: keratin filament. Lineage: Eukaryota; Metazoa; Chordata; Lepidosauria; Squamata; Lacertidae. The transcript is spliced from 9 exons.